Messenger RNA from Lineus longissimus, 2540 nucleotides. Its product is annotated as ultra-long-chain fatty acid omega-hydroxylase-like. Gene Ontology annotation, molecular function: oxidoreductase activity, acting on paired donors, with incorporation or reduction of molecular oxygen; heme binding; monooxygenase activity. Bases 197 to 1762 code for a protein of 521 amino acids. The transcript is spliced from 3 exons. NCBI's taxonomy places the organism in Eukaryota, Metazoa, Nemertea, Pilidiophora, Heteronemertea, Lineidae. The record is from RefSeq and is a predicted model, not a curated record.
AAUAGUGCAUCCGUGUACAAUUCAAACACCAUUCCAUACGAAAACAAGGAAGCACACUGAUUGGUAUUGAUUGAGAGCAGUUCAAAAUUAGUGGAUAUUCGAUUCGAACGGUAUGUCCCAAAACUCAUGACGAACCAUAGUCAACAGAUAAUCACGAUAGAUAACUUGGCUGAGUGUCUUCUCAUUUGUGCAGCGAAUGCAAAGUUCUGCGGGUCCGUAUUCGAUUUCUCGGCAAUUAGAAGAUACGACAAUGCAGCUCUUGACAAUCACAGUAGUCUGUCUCGUCCUCUACUCACUCUACCGCCUAUACAGAUACUACUUCCACUUCAUCCGCCCACUGACACAGAAAUCGGCCUCCCUUCCCUACCCUCCAAAACACUGGUUAUUCGGGAACCUUAUCGACCAUCCGGGGGUCAACGAGGGCUGUCUCUACUGGUGGUUAGCAGCUGUUGCCAAAUGUGGGAAGAUCUUCCGCCUCUUUCACGGACUUGAACCACAGCUUUAUCUCAGCCAUCCGGACUCUGCGAAAGAAGUCCUACGUUCAAGUGAGCCUAAACCGUUGAAUAUCCCAGGCUACGGUACCCUUCUGCCCUGGUUAGGCCGCGGUCUUGUCGUCUCAGAAGGCGAACAAUGGCAUCGAAACCGUCGUCUGCUCACUCCAGUUUUCCAUUUUGAAAUGCUCAAGAAAUAUUUAAAGGUAUUUAACGUAACUGCAGAUAAAAUGGUCCAGCGAUGUGGUCUUAUCGCGCAAGAUGGGAAACCAUUCGACAUCUUUCAGCCAGCUGGUCUAUUCAGCCUAGACACCAUCCUCCGUUGUGCCUUCUCGUACGACCUUGACAUUCAGGAACUUGGCGAAAGCCAGCCAAUUGUAAAGCUAUCGCAUGAAGCAGUGACCAUUGGUCUCAAGCGAUGCUUUAACCCAUUUUAUUGGCCGGAAAUUAUUUGGUGGUUGUCGCCUUUGGGAAGAAGGUACAAGGUCGUCUGUAAGGAGUUUAACGAUAUCUCACGAGAUAUAAUAAGCGCAAGAAAACAGGAACUUGAAGAUUCCGACAAAUACAACAUGGAGAAGAAGGUUCAUCAUGAUUUUCUAGAGAUCCUUUUAAAGGCUCGGGACGAGGACGGGAAUGGUUUGACCGAAGAUGAGAUCAGGGCCGAGGUGAAUACCUUUAUGUUCGCUGGUCAUGACACCACUUCAAGCGCCAUCUCAUGGACAUUGUACCAAUUGGGAAAGCAUCCAGAACACCAGGCAAAAUGCAGGACAGAGAUCAACAGCAUCAUGCAGGGACGCGAAGGAGACGAGAUGGAAUGGGAUGACAUCACCAAGCUAACCUACCUGACGAUGUGCAUCAAAGAAACCAUGCGGCUGCAAACCACUGUUCCUAUGAUUUCGCGAUACACUACCAGAGAUCUCGAAAUCAAUGGUCACUUGAUACCGAAAGGAAUGUUGGUCAACAUCAUGCUGUUUGUCAUCCACAUGCAACCGGAUGUUUGGGUGGACCCAGAAACUUAUAGACCGGAUCGAUUCCUUCCAGAUGAGGUCGCAAAGAGAGACACCUAUGCCUUUGUGCCAUUUUCUGCCGGCCCACGGAAUUGCAUCGGUCAGAACUUUGCCUUGAAUGGAAUGAAAGUCGUUCUUUCGAAACUUAUCCGAAAUUUCCGGAUUGGAUUGGACGAGACACGCCCACCUAAGAGGUUACCUGUAGCUGUUUUGAAGACUGAAAAUGGCCUGUGGUUAACAUUUGAACCUCUCAAUGUAGAUUAGAUGGAAAGGAAACUACCGUGUGCAGACAAACAAUAAUUCAAAUUAAAUCAAAUUCGUUCAGGGUCUCAUUUGGUGUAACCUGUCUGACUGAACAGAGAAAAUGAGUAUUAGUCUCAAAACGUAAAGACCGAACUCAGCGAGUACUCAAUUGGCGGGAAAGGGCUUUUUUGGCCCAUGGGUUGUGCGUGAAGAAAAUUACGGAUAACACGUUUUCCUUCUAUCUAAGAGCUGAAAUGUCAAACACUUCAGAAAAAUACUUUAUUGACGAUAUCGAAGAAAAAAAAAACAUACUGAGGUAAAAAGUCACUCAAGCCUUUGUGGGGAAAAUUGGGCCAGAUCUUUACUUUAGUUAACUUACGACUGAUGCGAGCACCAACCCCAUCCCCAAUUCACCAACAUGAAUCACAAGCCUAAAUACAAUUCAUGUUGCACCAAACGUUUUUAAAACGAACCAUGGACAGAUACGAAUCAAUUAAAGUUCCUUUAAAAGGAUAUCAAACGGAUGGCAAGUGCUGCAUUUGAAUUGAGCUUUUACACAGUCGACCAGAACUAUAAGGCGAGAGGUUUGACACACAGCGCAGAACGAUGGGGCAACGAUUUAUCAGAGGCUGUGCUUCCCUGUCCUAGGCAUGGGCGGAAACCUGCAAUAGAUGUAGGCUAUUACUCGUAAAAUCCGGUGCAUGAGACAAGGCUGGUCCGGUAUCACACUACAGUAAAUCACAAUCUUAAUUUCUUUAGAUUGUCAAUUAAAAUUAAAGAACAACGAGAUAUAAUAGUA